Messenger RNA from Guyanagaster necrorhizus, 918 nucleotides. RefSeq lists its product as uncharacterized. The transcript has 6 exons. Lineage: Eukaryota; Fungi; Basidiomycota; Agaricomycetes; Agaricales; Physalacriaceae. The record is from RefSeq and is a predicted model, not a curated record. The coding region runs from base 1 to 918 and encodes 305 amino acids.
AUGUCCGUCGACAAUACAUCGUCGAAACGCUGCCGUCCGUCCGAUUUCGAGUCUGAAGGAAACAUCUCAGCUGAUGUCGGAGAUGCUGUGGGCCAGAAGACACCCUUGAAGCGUCAAAGAACAGGUCCUGAAGUGUCGUCUACCUCGGCGGAGGAUUCGUCCACGAUCACCGAUCAGGCUUUAGGUGAAGCAGAGAAGGAGAAAGCUGGAGCAGAAAAGGCUGAAGAGGAUGCUAUAAAGGAACGAUACAAACAGAUUUGGAAUGAGUGGCUAGCUCACAAUGAAUGGAACCCUGAACAUGAUCGUUACUACAGGCAGAAGAUUGAAUGGGAGGUCGUGCAGCCUUCAGAUGCGAAAACUUUCUAUCGCUUUACUGAUGCAGAGAUGGAUACGUUACCCUACGCUAUGAAUCGGUGUAAUCCGCGGCGUCCAGGAAAGGCAUACAAUCGAUUGGAUUUAAUAAGGCUUGCAUACCGUAAAGAGGCUGCGCUGAAUGGCGUCAAAGGUGCGGUUCAUGGUAUGCCCAGGGACAAAAUGUUUAAGGAGGGCAAACGCUUGUUCGAGGCAAGGAUGAAGGAUCUUGAAAGCAAAUACUGGACUUUCACUGGUGGUAAAAGGAGGCCCAAUCUCAGGACAUUUACGGCUGUCCAACAUCCGGCUGACAGGGAUACCUCUGAACCAACGCGACCAAUUGGCACAUGGUGGGAGCGCGUAUGGAAGAACGGUCAGACGGUCGGCUGGUGGUUGGUUUGUCACUUUGAUCCCAAAGCUGAAGGUAGUGGGAGAGAUGAUGAUUUUGCUUCUCGUGAGAGAUUUUGGCCUAUUGAGAAGGGGUUGCCCGCCUGGGAUUCCGCCCAAGGCAACGUACCAUCCGUAGCCUUGAACUGGUUGAACCCGCAUGGGGAAUUCGACGAUUGA